ACCUGUAUAAUUUCCUAGAUUCACUGUGAGAAUCAAUCCUUUGGGUUGUAAUUGAAAAACUUAUUCUCGAAUAAACCGAUAUGGAAACCACUAAAACCGCUGAUGCUGGCUCUAAGAAUUGGUUAAAGGAGAGGGCUGCUAUAUCUGCUGCUCAUAGACGUCAGAAAACCGACCCUGCUGCAGCUCGUCUUAUCGAAAAAGCCGAUCAGUUACAUAAGGAACGUACACAGAAAAACUUACGUGAAACGGUAGAUGAGGAUGAUGAGGCAGUGGAUGAAGUCCCGGAAACUACUGUGAAAAAGAAUGAAGGUAGAGACCGUCGUACGAAUGUGAAAAGUUCAUUUCGCCGCAGUGUAGUGUUUUCAUCCCCACUAAAUUAUUCGUCGACGCCAGCUGAGGACGAAGAUCUCGAGGAUAUUGAUGCAAUUGUCAGUGUACCCCCACCUGAAGAAAUAGUUGUUAAAAUUGCCCAGAAACCUGCCGAGGAAGAUACAAUUGCAUCAAAUCAUGGCAAAGAAACAAGCGAAGAUGUAUACCGUUCAUUUGCCGAGUCAGUUCUAGAACAAGGACUAACAACAAAAUCUGAAUUGGAAUUAUCAUUUGAUCUAAAGCCCGAAGAUAUAAAAAUCAAGGAGGAGGAAGAGGAAGAGGAAGAAGAGGAAGAAGAAGAGGAAGAGGAGGAGGAGGAGGAGGAAGAGGAAGAGAAGGGAGAGGAAGAAACUCAAGAGGAUUUGAAUGAAGCUGAUAUUACAGAAGAAAAGGUACAAGAGAAAUUAAAGGAUGCAGAUGUAGAAAUUAAUCAUAAUGAAGAAAAUAAAGGUGAUGUAAAAGAUCAAGAGGAUGAUAAAUCAGAAGAAUCAACAUUAACGAAAGAAGUAGAUGUAGAUACGGUUCCAAAAAACAAUGACUAGUAAUAAUAUACUUUUUUUUAAAUGUAUUGUAUUGUAAUUUUGUGUUUAACUAGACACCAUUAUGUUUAUAUAGAGCGUUGGGUUUUUAUUAUGUAUUAUUUUAUUAUUUUAUUUUAUUUCACUUUUCGGAUGUAUCGAGUGCGAGAAUCAUGGAUUGUUUCUUCUCAAAUUUUAUCUUUAUCUCGAGCUAUAUAUUAUGAGUCAUUUAUUAAUUUAAUAUAAUGACAUAUUUCUCUUAUUUUCAAAUUUAUGUAAUAGUCAAAGCAUGCUCUAAUCAUUUUAAAUGUCAGUGAUAUUAAAAAUUUUUGUUCAGAUUAAGAUAUUUGUAUUUUGUUCCUAAAAAGUUUAUAGCAUUUUUAGAUAGGAAAAUGAAAAUGAAAUAUGUCAAAUACAGCAAUAGUUAUACAUAUUUUAGCUAAAAU
This is a messenger RNA of Rhizophagus irregularis DAOM 181602=DAOM 197198, 1333 nucleotides long. NCBI's taxonomy places the organism in Eukaryota, Fungi, Glomeromycota, Glomeromycetes, Glomerales, Glomeraceae. The record is from RefSeq and is a predicted model, not a curated record.